AUGCCCAAUGAAUGCUCCCUCCAGGAUCCGAUGAUUACAGGGCAGCUGAGCAAGCCGCUGCUCUCCCUGCGCAGCAACAUGAGCGCGGCAGAACUCCGGGCGGACGACAAAGCGGCCACCCCAGACAGCGAGCUGAACGACGAGCCCCUGCUCCUGCCCUCCGAGGCCACGGACAGAGAGGGCACUCCCAACAAGCUCUACGGAGCUCGUGACGGCUCGGUCCAGUCCGAUGCUAGCAGCAGUCCGUCAGAGCAGAGUCAGCUGGGCCAGACUCAUCUAGGAUACCCAAUGGGUCCACAGUCUCUCCUGGUGGCUCAGCAGCUGGCCAACGCAGUAGGAGGCGUGAUGUCCGGGGCGGCGCAGGGCAUGAACCAGCCCAUCCUCAUCCCCUUCAACGCAGGUGGACACCUGGGUGGGCAGCAGGGCCUGGUCCUCUCCCUGCCCACCGCCAACAUCCAGAGCCUGGUGGCUGCUGCUGCUGCAGGGGGCAUCAUGACGCUCCCGCUCCAGAACCUGCAAGCUACCUCAUCACUCAACUCCCAACUCCAGCACCUGCAGCAGCUCCAACAGAUGCAGCAGCACCACCACCAGCAGCAGCAACAGCAGCAUCAUCAGCAACAGCAGCAGCAGCAACUCCAUCACCAACAGACCCACUCCCACGCCCAGAGUCAACUGUCAUCCCAGCAUCACAUGACCCAGUCCAACCAGCAGCAGCAGACCUCGGUCCCGUCUCCGGGCUCCACCUGCUCCUCCAGCUCUGGACAGCCGCAGCACUCUCCACCACACCGACCCAACCAGUCGCCGGCACGCAGCCUCCCUUCUCCCGUCACCCCACCCAUGCCUUUGUCGCUGAAUCCUCUGGCCAGCCAGGCGGCGGUAGCAGCAGCAGCAGCAGCCAUGGGUUCAAUCGCUGGUUCUCAGGUGUUUGGCAACGCCCUGUCAAACCUGCAGGGAGCCACCGGGCAGCUGGUCACCAACGCACAAGGACAGAUAAUUGGAACAAUCCCACUGAUGCCCAACUCUGCAGGGCCCUCCAGCCAAUCAGGGGGUGGCAACCCGGCACUGCAGGUACAGCCAAUUACACCUCAGCUUCUGACCAACGCUCAAGGCCAGAUCAUCGCCACGGUGAUCGGCAAUCAGAUUCUGCCUGUCAUCAACACCCAGGGAAUCACACUGUCACCAAUCAAGCCAGGACAGCAGCUGCCUCAGGCUCAGCAGAGUCAGACCGGCCCUGUAUCGUCUCAGCCCAACCUGCUCCACAUGCCCCACAGACAGAGUCCUCUCCACCAGGCCUCUUCCUCCUCCUCCACCUCCUCCUCUUCCUCGGCUCUCAGCGUGGGGCAGCUAGUCAGCAACCCGCAGACCGCCCCCAGCGAGGUGGACGGGGUCAACCUGGAGGAGAUCCGUGAAUUCGCCAAAGCUUUCAAGAUCCGCCGGCUGUCGCUGGGCCUGACACAGACCCAGGUGGGCCAGGCGCUCAGCGCCGCCGAGGGGCCGGCCUACAGCCAGUCCGCCAUCUGCAGACACACCAUCCUGAGAAGCCACUUUUUCCUACCACAGGAAGCCCAAGAGAACACUAUAGGUAGCAGUCUGACAGGCAAACUGAACCCUGGCCUUUUAUAUCCUGCCAGGUUUGAGAAGUUGGACAUCACCCCUAAAAGCGCCCAGAAGAUUAAGCCCGUUCUGGAGCGCUGGAUGGCCGAGGCUGAAGCCCGCCACAGAUCCGGCAUGCAGAACCUGACUGAGUUUAUCGGCAGCGAGCCUUCAAAAAAACGCAAGCGGAGAACCUCUUUCACCCCGCAGGCGCUGGAGAUCCUCAACAGCCACUUUGAGAAGAACACGCACCCCUCCGGACAGGAAAUGACGGAAAUAGCCGAGAAGCUGAACUAUGAUCGGGAGGUUGUGCGUGUCUGGUUCUGCAACAAGAGACAAGCGUUGAAAAACACAAUAAAGCGUUUGAAAUCGCCCGAACUCGGCGCGGCCGCACCAAUGGACCCGCUCACCGAUUCUCUAGAGGAGCUCCCGAAGUGA
This is a messenger RNA of Limanda limanda (common dab), 2031 nucleotides long. It is a transcript of the gene pou6f2, whose product is annotated as POU class 6 homeobox 2. Gene Ontology annotation, biological process: regulation of transcription by RNA polymerase II. Lineage: Eukaryota; Metazoa; Chordata; Actinopteri; Pleuronectiformes; Pleuronectidae. The transcript has 10 exons. The record is from RefSeq and is a predicted model, not a curated record. Bases 1 to 2031 code for a protein of 676 amino acids. Gene Ontology annotation, molecular function: RNA polymerase II cis-regulatory region sequence-specific DNA binding; DNA-binding transcription factor activity, RNA polymerase II-specific.